Messenger RNA from Orbilia oligospora ATCC 24927, 1047 nucleotides. RefSeq lists its product as uncharacterized. Bases 1 to 1047 code for a protein of 348 amino acids. The transcript is spliced from 5 exons. The record is from RefSeq and is a predicted model, not a curated record. Gene Ontology annotation, molecular function: oxidoreductase activity, acting on the CH-OH group of donors, NAD or NADP as acceptor. Lineage: Eukaryota; Fungi; Ascomycota; Orbiliomycetes; Orbiliales; Orbiliaceae.
AUGCCACCAAGUUACAUCCUAACCACCGGCGCAACUGGCUUCAUCGGCGCACACGUCGUCUCCCACCUCCUAUCUAAGGGCAUUCGAGUCCGUGGUACCUACCGUUCCCAAAAGAAAGUCGAUGUGAUUGUUUCCCAUUUCCGUACCCUUUAUGGGGAUAAAGUCGAUACCCUCCUUGACUUUGUCUAUACGGGAGAUCUUGCGGCACCUGGAUGUUUUGACGAGGCUCUAAAGGGGGGUAUUGAUGCGGUUAUUCAUUGUGCUAGUCCACUAAACUUCACCCUGACACCCUCCGAAAUCAUCAACCCCGCCAUUUCCGGUACAAAGUCUCUAUUGGCAUCAAUAACCGCUACCCCUUCCGUUCAAAAACUCGUGGUCCUAUCAUCCUUCGCCGCAGUUGUAGACGAGUUUAACAAAGGACUAGGUCCCGACGUCGAAUACACUGCUAACGAUUGGAACCCAAUCACUUACGAACAAGGGAUGUCUGAACUAAGGUAUUCUUAUCUAGCUUCUAAGGCGUUAAGUGAGAAGCAGGUUUGGGAAUGGAAGGGGAAAGAAGAGGAAGGUGGAAGGGUUGGGGUUGUUAGUUUGUGUCCGCCUUUGGUGUUCGGACCGAUAGCUCAUCCGGUGGAAAAGAUCUCGGAGCUGAAUAGUAGUAAUGCGGAGUUAUGGUUUUUGACGACGGGGUUUAGUCCAUUGCCUUUAUCUCCCGUUCCUGCAUGGGUCUCAAUCCACGACUUAACCACCGCGCUGGUUAAUGCCGCGAUAGAUGAUUCAAUCACUAAUAAAAGGUAUACCAUCGCCUCACCACAACCAUUCUCUUCCCAACUUGCCGCAGACUCGUUUAGAGAGUUGUUCGAGUGGGCGAAGGAAAGGGUUACUGAGGGUGAGCCGGGUAAGUACCCCGACGUUAGUAAGUUGGAAGGAGAUAUUGCGAAGAAAGAGUUAUUGGGUGGGAAGGAGUAUGUUGGGUGGAAGGAGACGCUCUUGGAGGCUGUGGAACAGUUUAAGAAGAUUGAAGAUGCUGAGAAGGAUAAGACUAAAUGA